Messenger RNA from Salvia miltiorrhiza (redroot sage), 827 nucleotides. RefSeq lists its product as uncharacterized. The transcript is spliced from 6 exons. The coding region runs from base 285 to 590 and encodes 101 amino acids. NCBI's taxonomy places the organism in Eukaryota, Viridiplantae, Streptophyta, Magnoliopsida, Lamiales, Lamiaceae. The record is from RefSeq and is a predicted model, not a curated record.
AAUAGUAUUAAAAUACUUUCUGUUUUUAUUCUUCUCCGUUUUGGAAGAAAUCAUCAGCUGUGUAGUCAGUGUACGAGUGUAUCUGCAAUCCGAUUACCGUUUCAAUGGACCUCAAUCUCGCAAUCCAGCUCUAACUCUGAUGGGCCUCUUUCUAGAUAAGCCUCUACACCGUGGAAGAAUAAUCCGCUUACAUUAUCAAUGGCAAUUGUUUCAGUUUGAAGUUAACCGAAACCCCACCUCUGUUUUCUGAAGAGUCUGGAAAGCACCAUUCAUCUUUCUUGAAGAUGGACGUCAAUGCCAUCACUUCUGGCCUAUACACAGACCACUCGUUGAGAGGUUCGGACGUUGUGAAUGUAGAAAAGAAGAAUGCGAAUGAAGAUGAUCGCAACACUCUCUUUGUCAACUACGCUGCAAUAGCCUGGCAUGAAAUGAGAAGAGCUUGGAGAGGUGAUCGAUCUAGUGCUUCCCCAAAAAAGCCUAGGGAGCCAACGAGGCACUGCUCGAACACGUCCAUGGAGGGGCGUUUUGAUGAACCAGUUCCUUUAUCUAAGAUGGUCGCGUUCUUGGUUGCAGUGUGGGAAGAAGACUAAUAUGCGACUCUUUAUGACCAAAACCACGUCUGCCUUUCUUGUUGCUUUCGUCUUAACUAGUGCGAGUUUUGCUAGUCGAUGAUCUUGGAACUGAAUCUUGCAGUUCUUGGUGUAGUAGGAGUUUCAAAAAUGGAGAUAUUGGUUUUCUUGUUUGCAAUUCUUUUCCAAGAUUGAUUGCGGUGUUGAAUGCUUCAUUGACUUUUCAAAAAUUAUAGAUAUUCUAUAUGUCUACUGAAA